ACGCAGCAGUAAACGCUGGGGUAAAGGUGCUCUACAGUCGCUUUACUGCUGCCUUCAAAGUGCCACUCGACUUUCUGUUUGGGCUGUUUCCCGUAAGUGUUGGACUCUAGCUUUAAUUUAAAAUGUCCAUCAGUCGGAAAAAUUGGUCGGCAUUGUCCAGUUUGGCUCAGCGUUGGACCAUGGAGGAUGAGGAGGAGGUGGAGAGGGAGAGGAGAAGAAGGGUGAGGGGGUCGAGCUCCACGGCUGACCCUGAUACCGUCAUGGGUCCAGAACAUCGAGAGCAUGAAGAGAAAGGGGUCAGCUCUGGGGCACCCACGGGUGACCAAGGUCUCAGCAGUGUGGAGCAGAUACAGCUGGACUUUGUGGAGAUGCUCCGGUCCCGAGAUGAGAGGCGGAGAAUGCGACAUGUGGAGACGUUGAGGAGGCAGAAGGAGGCAGUGGAUGAUGAUGAUGAUGAUGAUAAUGAAGAGCCCAGAGUGGAGAUACUGGGAGACUUAGAAGAGACCAGUACUGCUACAGUUUCUCACUCUGGAGUCCGCUCAUCUAAACCUGCCCCGCUGACCAUAAAAGCAAGCCCCCGAAUAAGCACCAGCAGUGAGACCAGUCCCAGCACCAAAGACACACAGUUUGAAAACGGAGAGUCAUCAUCCACAGACCUUGAUCCACCAGCAGCCAAAAACCCGGCCCGCAAGUUUGUCAGUUCUGUGUCCAUUUCACUUGACAAGAGUCCCUCCACAAGUGGUCGCACAACUCCCAUGAGCCCGCGCUCUCCAACAACUCCUCUCUCACCCCGAGAAAACUGGUCUGCAUCAAGAACAACUCCAAGCCCUGUUCAGAACGGACACACACACCAGAACGAUAUAAAUGGCUCAUCUAAGUUUGAAACGACAUCUAAACCUGCAUUUGUCAGGCAGAGUUCCAGGACCAUCUCUUUCAGGUUGAUGAAGAAGAAGGAGGAGGAGACUUCCCCACUGCAGAGGAGCGCAAGUGUGAGGAUUGCUUCUAAGAAGUUUGAACAGAAUCCAGAGCAGAGCACAGAGGCAGGCACACCAUCAGCAUUCCAAAGAAACUCCAGGCAAAGGAUUUCCUCCAGGUCCAUUCAGGAGAAGAUGGAGCGACUGGCCCAGGCGGCACAGAGGUCUGAGAUGGUACGCUCACCAGACAUAUCCCAGAAGACUCUGUCUAUGAUGGAGGAAGUGUCCAGAAAGAGAGGCCUGUUUGAGCAGCAGCAGGAUCAGAGCCAGGCCAGUCCCGGAGUAGGCAGACAGGAGUUUAGAAAUAUCAAAACGGGGUUGUCUGAGCGGAUCAAUAAGUGGAUGAAUAAGAGGAACCAAACUGGAUCUUCACAAACCUCUUCGGAUUUGAGGCAUGUGGACAUCACCAGUAAGAAAAGUCUUUUUGAGAAGAAAGCAGAAGAGUCUAAUCCCAGGCCUGGGAAAAUUUGAUCCAAUAGGAUAUUAAAAUAUAAACUACAAUAAACAAAUAUAAUGUUAUUUGAUGGGCAUACACCAUGGAACAGCACAAGAAGAUGGACUGAUUGUCGCUUUAAACUGUUAAACUAUUUCUUAGCGUGCACUCUGAAGGAAAGGGCCGCAUGUGGAUGAGAAAGCUUUUGUUAUAAAUUUACUUUGCUACUGAAAAUUAUUGAACACUGAGGUUUAUUUUUGUUCAAAUAUAUGAUGCUAUGUGACUAUGCUAUGCAAUUUAAGCACUUUAAACCGGUGAUGGUUAUGAUGUGAUUUAACAAUAAAAUGCUAGGAUGUAGUCUUUUUUGAAAUCUUGUCUAUGAACAGGUCCUUGUGUGUGUAAAAAAAAACAAAACAAAAAACUGCCCGUUGAAGGAAUAAAUGUUUUAUAACACCUC
Molecule: messenger RNA, 1864 nt
Organism: Periophthalmus magnuspinnatus
Lineage: Eukaryota; Metazoa; Chordata; Actinopteri; Gobiiformes; Gobiidae
Gene: lad1
Product: ladinin
Exons: 13
Coding region: 123-1445 (440 amino acids)
Molecular function (GO): structural molecule activity
Source: RefSeq, a predicted model, not a curated record